Messenger RNA from Rhodamnia argentea, 2332 nucleotides. Its product is annotated as GDP-L-galactose phosphorylase 1. Gene Ontology annotation, biological process: glucose metabolic process. Gene Ontology annotation, cellular component: cytoplasm. The transcript has 7 exons. Gene Ontology annotation, molecular function: GDP-D-glucose phosphorylase activity. The record is from RefSeq and is a predicted model, not a curated record. NCBI's taxonomy places the organism in Eukaryota, Viridiplantae, Streptophyta, Magnoliopsida, Myrtales, Myrtaceae. The coding region runs from base 590 to 1909 and encodes 439 amino acids.
ACCCAUCUUCCCCCUUCGCACCCAGCCAACCAUCCUAGCUCACAUUGCCUGCAGAAAUCUCUCCCUUCCCUCACAAUCGCUCACUUGAACCCUAGAAAAUUCCGAACCCAAGUUUCCCGAUCGAUCGCUCGUACAAGCGCCCGGUCUCUCCACCUUGAAUCGCUGCGCGAGUUGUGUUCGUUGGGGUAGAACCCGGUGGCAGACGAGUUGAAGACAUCACGGCUAUACACGGCAUAACUCGGCCUCUCAUCCAUGCCCGCUCCGUUCGACGCCGCAAGGGUUGCCUGAUCGCCGCCUCCUGCGUCGGCAACCCUUCGCCGCACGGCGGACGAGGCGCCCUCCCCUCCGAAGGCGGCAGCCCCUCCGACCUCCUCUUCCUCGCCGGCGGCGGUCCCUCCUCCCUCCCCUACUGCUAGCAUAUUCUUUUUUAGGGUUUCGUAUUCGUCCUAGUUACGACGUAUUCUACUGCGUGUAUUAAGCAAGUUGCUGGUUUUUAGAUCUUGUAUUUUUUCUCGUGCCUGUUCUAGUUGCUUUCGAUUUCGAGAGAGAGAGAGAGAGAGAGAGAGUUGAAAGAAAGCGGUGAGAGAAGAUGAUGCUCAGGAUUAAGAGGGUUCCGACCGUCGUUUCGAAUUACCAGAAGGAGGAGGUUGAAGGGGGGCGUGACCGGGGUUGUGGCCGCAAUUGUCUCAACAAUUGCUGCGUUCAAGGGGCGAAAUUCCCUUUGUAUGCUUUCAAGAAGGAGAAGGAAGUCCCUAGCGACAAUGCUUUGCUUGGGCAUGAGGACAUGGAGCCUCCUGUGGCGUUUCUUGACUCUCUUCUGCUUGGAGAGUGGGAGGAUCGGAUGCAGAGGGGUCUAUUUCGCUAUGAUGUCACUGCCUGCGAAACUAAGGUGAUUCCGGGUGAGUGUGGCUUCAUUGCCCAGCUGAAUGAAGGACGUCAUCUCAAGAAGAGACCGACCGAGUUCCGUGUUGAUAAGGUGCUCCAGCCUUUCAAUGGAAGCAAAUUCAACUUCACCAAAGUUGGUCAGGAAGAGGUGAUCUUUCAGUUCCAAGCAAGCGAGGAUGGUGAAACUCAGUUCCUCCCCUGUGCUCCAAUUGAUGUUGAUAGUUCCCCCAGUGUUGUUGCCAUCAAUGUCAGUCCUAUUGAAUAUGGCCAUGUGCUGUUGAUCCCUCGCAUCCUGGAGUGCCUGCCUCAAAGGAUUGAUCACUCGAGUUUCUUGCUUGCCCUGUACAUGGCUUCAGAAGCAGGAAAUCCUUAUUUCCGACUAGGUUACAACAGCCUGGGGGCAUUUGCCACCAUCAAUCACCUGCAUUUCCAGGCAUACUAUUUGGCUGUGCCCUUCCCUGUUGAGAAGGCUCCCACUCGAAAAAUAGCAGCCCUUGACAAUGGGGUGAAUGUAGCUGAACUUGCCAAAUAUCCAGUCAGAGGUCUUGUUUUUGAAGGUGGAAGUACCAUGCAAGACUUGUCCAAUGCAGUUUCGGACUCGUGUAUCUGCCUGCAAGACAACAAUAUACCUUACAACGUCCUCAUAUCUGAUUGUGGAAAGCGUAUUUUCGUCUUCCCACAGUGUUAUGCUGAGAAGCAAGCUCUCGGAGAAGUCAGUGCAGAGCUUCUGGACACGCAAGUGAACCCAGCUGUGUGGGAAAUCAGCGGGCAUAUGGUCCUAAAGAGGAAGAAAGACUAUGAGGAGGCAUCUGAGGAGAAUGCAUGGAGGCUCCUAGCAGAGGUUUCCCUAUCUGAGGAGAGGUUCCAGGAAGUGAGCGACCUGAUCUUUGAGGCAAUCUCUUGCAGUAUUGAUUAUGUUGCUCAAAGCUCGCUUGACGAGCCCAAUGCUGAACCUUUGGAGGACUUUGCCGCCACCUGCCCCAAUACGGUGGGUGGGAAGAAUGAUUGCCUGGUCCUGCAGUGAGAAAUUCAUCCUUUGGAUAUCUGCAUUGUGGGAGUCUUGUGUGUGUGUGUCUCUGGAAAUUCAGUUGCUAUGGGGCUUCCUGAGGAAUGCCAGCAACUUGCUGAAUAAGCGAACUUGGUUUCGAUGUUCUAGUGUCGGUGUGUAGUGUCUGUUUUUAGAAUGUUUCAUCUGUGUUCACCCUGAAUCAACCGUUGGUGUAAAUUACUGUAUUGGUACGCUUCUGAGGAUGUUAUCUAGUAUCCUCCGACAGCUUGAUGUUUCAACUCUCCUGCUUAAAUUUUAGUUCAGAUGGAUGCUCCCUUUCAAGUAACUGCUUAAGUUUUCCUCUUGCCUGAAGUGGACAAUACUACUUUCUCCCAGUUCAAAGCAAAAAUGAGAUAAACUACCUGAAAUCAUUGAAAAUUAAUAUAUUCAAUGUGCUCU